This is a messenger RNA of Carassius auratus (goldfish), 1372 nucleotides long. RefSeq names its product 5-hydroxytryptamine receptor 3A-like. Lineage: Eukaryota; Metazoa; Chordata; Actinopteri; Cypriniformes; Cyprinidae. Gene Ontology annotation, molecular function: transmembrane signaling receptor activity; extracellular ligand-gated monoatomic ion channel activity. The record is from RefSeq and is a predicted model, not a curated record. Gene Ontology annotation, biological process: monoatomic ion transmembrane transport. Gene Ontology annotation, cellular component: membrane. Bases 14 to 1372 code for a protein of 452 amino acids. The transcript is spliced from 10 exons.
UUUAGGAAGUGAAAUGGGUCUUCCACACAGGAUUUCAUUGUUUCUCCUCCUCUGCUCAUCUCCAAUAGUGUUUGUUGAUGGUGCUUCCAACUCCACCGAGGCUCUCUGUGAUCGUCGCUGUCUGGCAAAUGUUCGGGUUGAGAAAGAACUGUUCAGUGCGCCACAGGAUGAUAACUGUACCAUGGUAGUGAACAUCACUUCAAUACAAUAUGAGACGCUGUCUUUCGAUACAAAGGGCAUGGAAAUGAGCAGCCGUAUCAAGGUAAACAUGGAAUGGAAGGAUCCUGAUCUUGGAUGGAUGCAAGAGAAACCUAGAUUUCCAACAAUUGUUAUGCCAGUUGAUAAAAUCUGGAUUCCUCAGAUAGUUUUGGACAACGCAAUUGAAACGACUGUGGAGCCGUACACUAAGGAUGUACAGGUGAGGCGGGAUGGUACAGUGAGCCAUGCAAUUGUUAUGUUCACGACGGUGAGCUGUCAAAUCAACCUCUUUAACUACCCCUUUGUGACUGGGUCGUGCCCCGUGGCCAUCAAUGGAUGGAGCCAGAAAACUUGCGCACUCAAUUUCCAGAUCUCUGAUAACGUGACGUUGGUUGGCGGCAGUCGAGGAGAGUGGCUGACUACUAGUGUGAACAAAACUGUGGAUGCAUCAAAUCGUGUUUAUCUCCUAGUGGCUCUGUCGAUUAACCCCUUCAGUGCUUUUGUGACCCUGAUCCUGCCCAGCGCACUGAUACUGCUGGCUGACCUGGUGAGCUUCGCUCUGCCAUUCGAAGGAGGAGAGCGCAACUCUUUUAAGGUCACUUUGGUUCUGAGCUUCACUAUGUUCCUCCUCAUCCUCAGCGAUCACCUGCCUAAUAGUGGCCACUGUAGCCCCCUGCUCCACUACCACUUCAGCUUCUGUCUGGUGUGUUUGGUCAUGAGUAUGCUGGCCUCCAUAGUGCUAACACGUCUGUCUGUAGAAGACAGCUUCUUGGUGUGCAGACGCUCCACCAAAGUUCAUCCAUCAAGCAGCUCCAAAACAAAUGACGGCCUGAAUCAGGAGAAAGGUGUUAUUACAACGAUGUCUGGUGAUCUGGCUUCAGAGACGGCUUCACUCCGGAAAAUAUUGAACUUUUUGGAGACCAUGGAUGAAGGAGAAAAGGAGGCUCAGAGAAAAGUCACUUUAUCAAUCAAUCCGUUCAGUGCUGUUGUGACCCUGAUCCUGCCAAGUGCAUUAAUAAUUCUAGCUGACCUGGUGAGCUUUGCUCUGCCAGUACAAGGAGGAGAACGCAACAACCUUAAAGUCACCUUGGUCCUGAGCUUCACCAUGUUCCUAGUCAUCCUCAACGAUCAUCUGUCCAGUGGUACAAGCUGUAGCCCUCUCCUCCGUACGUGA